AUGAUACAAUAUCUAUCAAGAUUCAUCCCAGGUCUUUCAGCAGACCUACAACCAAUAACAGAACUGACUAAGAAACACAAGCUAUUCGUGUGGUCGAAUGACUGUGAGAAAGCAUUUAAUAGUGUCAAACAGAAGAUAUCCAAUCAUGGAACUCUAAGUUAUUUCGACCCGGAGAAGAAAGUAACUAUUCAGGCGGACAGCAGUCAAAAUGGCUUAGGAGCUGUACUACUACAAGAUGACAAACCCAUAGCAUACACAUCAAGAUCACUCACAGAGCCUCAGAAAAAGUGGGCUCAAAUCGAAAAGGAACUCUUGGCUGUAGUGGUAGCUCUAGAAAAAUUUGACCAGUACACGUACGGCAGAACAAUAAUAAUACAGAAUGAUCAUAAACCAUUGGAAAAUAUACUCAAUAAACCCCUCAGUUGUGCACCUAAAAGGCUUCAAAGCUUAAUGAUGCGUUUGUACCGAUACGAUGUUCAGUACCAGUAUACCAAAGGAAACAGAUUACAGAUUGCCGACACGCUAAGCAGAGACCCUUUGCCAGAGCAGGAAGAUUUUCCUGACACCUCUAUCAACACUGUAGUACUGGCCCUCCCAGAUAUAAUGUUAAAUAAAGUUAAAGAUGCAGUCAAAAUAGACAAUGAGAUGCAGAUGUUGAAACAGUACAUACUGAAUGGUUGGCCAGACAAGCAUCAUAUUAUACCAGAACUUAAACAGUAUUGGUCACUUGCAGAUGUACUGACCUAUGAGGAUGGCCUUCUAAUGAAAGGGGAGAGAAUAGUUAUCCCAAGAGCAUUAAGAAAAGAAGUUGAAACCAAACUACAUGCAGCACAUUUAGGGUAUGAUGCCAUGAUGAGAAGAGCAAGGGACGCAGUUUUCUGGCCGGGAAUAGCGGCAAGAAUAAAAGAAAUAGCCAAUGCAUGCCAACCUUGUCAGCAAAGUAAACCUGCAAACCAGAAAGAAAGCUUAAUACAGCAUAAUGAGGGUUCAAAUCCCUGGGACAAAGUUGGAAUCGAUUUGUUUCAAAUAUUUGACCAACAAUACCUUGCCAUAGUUAACUACUAUUCAAAUUUUAUUGAAGUAGAACAUUUGCACACGACAACAAGCCAAGUUGUUAUAAGAAAACUAAAAAAUUUGUUUGCCAGAUAUGGAGUCCCCAAAGUGUGCAUCAGUGAUUUUGGACCUCAGUUUUCAUCUGCUGAAUUCACCGCAUUUAUGGAAGCAUGGGGUGUCCACCAUUUAAAAUCCUCACCAGGACAUCAUCAGUCAAACGGCAAGGCAGAGGCAGCAGUGAAAAUAUUAAAGAAUCUGAUGAAAAAAUCCAAAGAAAGUAAAUCAGAUGCUUAUGAAGCCCUACUAGAGUUUAGAAAUACACCCAGGCAAGAUACCAAUUUAAGUCCGGCUCAGAUGCUCUUUGGAAGGGCAACAAGAACGCUAUUGCCAAGAAGAGAGCAUCCUGCAAGAAUGUCACACCAAGAAGCCACGGCCAAACGGGAGAAGCGACAGCAAAGUGUUAGAAAACACUACAACAAAACAGCUCAUGACAUGAAGCUUAUAAACGUCGGACAGAAAGUCUUCUAUCAAUCGCCAAAUGAUACUACCUGGAGACAAGGCAGAGUAUGUCGGAAAGUGAACGAACGUGCGUACAUUAUAGAAGGUGAAAAUGGUUUUAAGUACCAAAGAAACAGAAGGCACCUAAGACCUGACACCACUAACAACAUAGACUUUUCUCAAGACAGAGAAAGUAAUUGUUCUGACAUUUUCCCAGACGCAGAGAAUGAGUGUAUUAACAGUCCACCCAACGCCCAAAACACUCAUCAGUACUCUCUGCGACCUAGGGCCACUCUCCGGAAAACGUCGAGAUAUGAAGACUAUGUUUAA
Molecule: messenger RNA, 1881 nt
Organism: Biomphalaria glabrata
Lineage: Eukaryota; Metazoa; Mollusca; Gastropoda; Planorbidae
Exons: 1
Coding region: 1-1881 (626 amino acids)
Biological process (GO): DNA integration
Molecular function (GO): nucleic acid binding
Source: RefSeq, a predicted model, not a curated record